GUUGACCAUGCAGCAGAGAACAGCAGGCAGCGCGCACAGAGGAGACCACCUGAAACCCACAGCGUGUCACCUAACCGCUGCUUCUUACUUAUACUACUAUUUGUUUGGGAGAAAUAGCAUAAGAGACGUAAAUAAUUACCCCUAAGUGCUCACCAAAACAGACACAGCUCCAUAGGCAGAGUUUGAUGCAAGCGCAGCACUCUCCCUUUUACUUAUUUGCACUUUGGAGCUUCUGUGAAAAACUAAUAAAAACUAUUUGUUACACGUGUUUUAUAAUCGCCAUGUAAUUGUGCAGAGUGGCCCAAACAAAAGAAAGUGAGGGCUCAUUGCGACAUGUCUGAUACAAACCGGUUGCAAUCCCCCGCUGUGCUUUGUGGGUAAAGUGCGCCCCGGUUUACGCCCAUACUCGCGUGAAGAGGCCAACGAGAGCAGCUAGGCCCGGGCGCAGGGCUAAUGGAACGAUCAAUCGAUUAAAUUCCCCGCUUUUUUGCAUGUUCCCUUUUGCUUCUGGACCGUGUUAGAGCUGUGUAGAUGUUGGGGUUUUGCUUGAACACAGGACAUGCAGAAAUGUGGUGAAACGCGGGCGCUUUCUGCUUGACUUUUUGGUCGCUACUUCGGACGCGGAACUCCACUCGCUAAAGGUGAAUCAUGACAGAGUAUAAGCUGGUCGUGGUGGGAGCUGGUGGUGUUGGCAAGAGCGCACUUACUAUUCAACUCAUCCAGAAUCACUUUGUGGAUGAAUAUGACCCAACCAUCGAGGACUCAUACAGAAAGCAGGUAGUGAUUGACGGCGAGACGUGUCUCCUGGACAUCCUGGACACUGCAGGUCAGGAAGAGUACAGCGCCAUGAGAGACCAGUACAUGAGGACAGGGGAGGGCUUCUUAUGUGUCUUUGCCAUCAACAACAUCAAGUCCUUUGAGGACAUUCACCACUACAGAGAACAGAUCAAGCGGGUGAAGGACUCAGAGGACGUCCCAAUGGUGUUGGUAGGAAACAAGUGUGACCUCCCGUCCCGGACAGUGGACACCAAGCAGGCUCAGGAUUUAGCGCGCAGCUAUGGCAUUCCCUUUAUUGAGACCUCAGCCAAAACCAGACAGGGAGUGGACGAUGCCUUCUACACUUUAGUGCGAGAAAUCCGGAAGCAUAAGGAGAAAAUGAGCAAGGAGGGCAAAAAGAAGAAAAAGAAGUCCAAGACAAAGUGUGCGCUCAUGUGAAUUACCCCCUGGAUUAAAAAACAA
This is a messenger RNA of Periophthalmus magnuspinnatus, 1239 nucleotides long. It is a transcript of the gene kras, whose product is annotated as v-Ki-ras2 Kirsten rat sarcoma viral oncogene homolog. The record is from RefSeq and is a predicted model, not a curated record. Gene Ontology annotation, molecular function: GTPase activity; GDP binding; GTP binding. Bases 649 to 1215 code for a protein of 188 amino acids. The transcript has 5 exons. Gene Ontology annotation, cellular component: plasma membrane. Lineage: Eukaryota; Metazoa; Chordata; Actinopteri; Gobiiformes; Gobiidae. Gene Ontology annotation, biological process: Ras protein signal transduction.